This is a messenger RNA of Mercenaria mercenaria, 3040 nucleotides long. RefSeq lists its product as uncharacterized. The transcript is spliced from 2 exons. The record is from RefSeq and is a predicted model, not a curated record. Bases 386 to 1912 code for a protein of 508 amino acids. Gene Ontology annotation, biological process: anatomical structure morphogenesis; regulation of transcription by RNA polymerase II; cell differentiation. Lineage: Eukaryota; Metazoa; Mollusca; Bivalvia; Venerida; Veneridae. Gene Ontology annotation, molecular function: DNA-binding transcription factor activity, RNA polymerase II-specific; RNA polymerase II cis-regulatory region sequence-specific DNA binding.
ACUGUAAAUUCUCUCGCCUAAUUACGUCUUCAUAAAACUGUAAAUUGUCACACAUUUUAAUUGGAAUGGAAAAUUAAGACUCCUGCACGUGCACGAAAACACGCAGUUGUAAAAGACGUGACACAAACAUUGUCUAUUUCAAAAUGCCGACGCGGUGCGCAUCAAACAUUUUAAGGAGUCCAUUAUGUUCGUUUAUAAUUCGGUGAUCUUUUGAAGCGUGUCAUUAACUGCACGUGCGAAUUUAGCGAGUAAAUCUUUUGUAUUUUAUGCAUUUCGAAGUAAAUAAAAUCCGAAAUUUUGUCUCGUCGGACAUUUCUUUUUAUAACAUCACGUGUGCAACGUUGUGAUAAUAUAUUCAUAAUUUCAUAGGAAUACGCAGGCAUAUAUGAUAGAUAUGGAAGACGCAAACUUGUUUGAAUACGAGUACACAAUGCCAGACAGUCCUGAGAGUAAUCGUCUUGUUAUCAACAUGGACGAUGGCGAUGCUUCCGGUGACGCAUGCUCAGUCAGCGAUGAGUUUAUACGUGAUGGAGCAACCGCGACGUCUUCUGGCGAUCCACUUCCGUCGUUUGAUACGUUCGGUCAAACUCCGUCAAUGUCACACAUAUCAUGCUGGUACAGUAUGCCUUCUACAUGUAACACUGAGCUUCGUUCUACGGUUGAAUCACCUCAUACUCAAAGUGCUAGCCAGUUAAUUGAAAGUUCUGGAAAUGGUCAAGAGAGUGUCUCGGUGGAGAAACAAGAAUCAGCAGAUCAAACUUUUUUCAUUGACAGUAUUCUUGGUCUUGAACAACAUUGUUACAAUCCACGUCACUCUACUCCAGCAAAAGAUGUCUACAAUACAUUCACUCACCAGACGACAGGAACCGGAAGUUCGCUUAAUUCAAACCAACUACAAACCGCCAAAAUCUCUACUAACGCACAUGUGUACAAACGUCAAGUUGACAAGCCUCCGUACAGCUACGUUGCUAUGGUUAUCGUCGCCAUCUUGAACUCGGAGGAGAAACAACUAACUCUUGCAGGGAUUCGUGAAAAACUUAUGGACAUGUUUCCAUUCUUCGGAGGCGAGUACAGUGGAUGGAAGAACAGUAUUCGUCAUGCUCUUUCAAACAGCAAGUGCUUCUAUAAGGUGGAGAAACGUAAUGAACUUGACACUACGACUGUGUUUGUGUGGAGAGUAAAUACCGAGUUUGUAAAACCUAACCACACGUUCAAUCGCUAUUCCAAGGGUCAUAAUUAUGAAAGCUACAAGUUAACACUUCAAGAGGAGCUUGGUCUGCCACCAUACGAACAUACAACAGGGGUUGGUCCUCUGAAUAAGGACGACAUACAGCUUCCACCAAAACCAUGUUUCCAGGCCGACUCUUUAUCACUUGCAGUUAAUGUGUCUGAUGACUUUCUUAACGCCAGAAAUGACUCUGUUCCAACGCCUCAAAGCACAGUUUCUGAUCUCGAUAGUGUUCUCAGUGUUUCUUCCAGUGCCAAGGACGUUAAACCGUCUCUUAAACGUAAACGUACCGAGGAUUAUCACUCCGCCCAGCAGACGACUUAUGCGAGUAAGAGACAGUACGUUCCCAUGGAGUAUCAAUACCCAUAUUACGGAUAUCAGCAGUCAAUGGAGGGUGUCCGUCCGUACGACCCAUACUUUGGCUAUUAUCCUACUACUAACUUCGCCAGUGGUCAUCAGUGGUCACAUGACUUGUACCAGUAUGGUAACCCACAGCAAACUAGUGUUCAGCCCUUAAGUAAUAACAAUGACGAUGUUACGUUAAGACAAUGGUGGUUCAAUCAGGCUUGCUAUCAAGGGAUGGUUCCCAGCAGCUUCCAGUCUGCGUCCUAUGCAAACAAUUGUGACUGGUACCCCCGUGCAGCUUUGGAUUUGACUAAAAUGGACAAGAAAAGUGAUAAAUAAAAAUGGUAUACUUGCUAGUAUUAUAAAUGAGAGACACAUGCUAGAGUAGCUAAUAUGCUGAAUAAACGUUUGUAUGAAGUAUAGUUUUAUGUGUACAUGGUAUGUAGUUGACACAAAAGACUUGGUCAAUUCGGUGCUAAUUUGUAAUAGUUCAUUUUUCUAUAAGAGGGUAAAUGACAAUGACUGGGAAAUGCAACGUUGUCGUAAUAUUGAUUCUGUUUGGUAGGUUUUAAUAAAGUCUUUAUAAAAUUCAUUUUGUUUCCAUGGAAACAAAAAAAAUGUGGAUUUAUUUAUUGUUGUCGUGUUGAUUUUGAACUGCAUUUCCUUAAUUGUGAAAAAACUAAAUUUAUUUUUUUCCACACUAGAACAAAAGAAAUAAAAAUGUUUUAUAUCCUUUACAACAAAAGAAAUUAAUUUAUUUAAAAGUUGUAAAACUGGUAUUGUAUGUCAACAUUAAUUUAAAUACAUGUAUCUAGAUUGUUAGAUAAGCGUAGCAAGUUGUAGAAAAACGAAAUUUAGCGGAAUGUCAUAAUGUGAUUAAGCUGUAGGCAUAGGAAAUAGAGAUCAAUAUAAUUGCACCUUUACUAAUCCUACCAGGUGUUCUGUAUUACAAAAGUGGAUCUAUUGUGACAUUUUGAUACAAGCAAAACUGUAUUAUCUGCACUAUUAUUUACCUACUGGUACUAUGUUUUAUUAUUGGCUAAUUAUUAUUUGGUUAAUUUUUUACCAUAUGUAAGUUGACAGAAUCAUAGGAACCAUGUCUUGAGGGGUAAAUCAAACACAAAUGAAUAAAUCCUUAAUGAUUUUGUUGUGCAAAAAAGUAUGAUAUUGUGUCUUAAACAGUUUUCAUUUUCCACUAAAUUGUGUAAUUGCAAGGGAAGUAAACUAAUAGAUCUCUACUUAUAAGUACUAGCCCAAGGCAAGAGUUGUCAUUCUUUGUGGAUCACAACUUUAAAUUAAAAAUUAAAACUUCUGUUAUUGAUAUUAACAAAGCUAUCAUAAACUUCACAUUUGUGAAAUCAUUUUUGGUUAUUUCAAGGACUUGGAAAUUAAUUUCUAGACUUUAUUUAAUGUAAUUCUAUCAUUGAAAAUUUUAGGGCCUAUCUCUAUAAGCUGUAUCUUUUAUUU